Messenger RNA from Solanum dulcamara, 484 nucleotides. RefSeq names its product hyphally regulated cell wall protein 1-like. The record is from RefSeq and is a predicted model, not a curated record. The transcript has a single exon. NCBI's taxonomy places the organism in Eukaryota, Viridiplantae, Streptophyta, Magnoliopsida, Solanales, Solanaceae. The coding region runs from base 56 to 484 and encodes 142 amino acids.
GUACUGUCAACAUCUCAAGUCCUUGUCGGAUCAACUCAAGAAUGUCGGUUCUCUGAUGGUAAAUGACCGACUGGUUCUCCAAUUGGUGUCCGGCCUUACCGAGCCAUAUAAUGGUGUGGCCACACUCAUCCGUCAAAGCGAUCCUUUUCCCCAAUUUUAUCAAGCUCGCUCGAUGCUUGUUCUUAAAGAGGCCGGUCUCAAGAAGACGUCUCAAAACACAUCUUCUGCUAUGGUUGCUCAUGAUUCGGACAAUUCUCAUGACUCUGUUGAUCAAUUACCCUCACGAUGCCAUAAUGCAGGUGGUAGACGGCCUCAAAGUUGUGGACAUUCUGGUAAGAAUAGAAAUUCUAGUGGGGGCAGAGGGAAAGGCAAUUUCAGCGGUGGCUCAGGUAGUGGGGGAAAGGGCGGUGGCAACAACAACCGCAAUGGUGUCCAGCAGCAACCCCCCACUAAUCAGUGGACCUCUGGGCAGCAGUGGAUGUAG